Molecule: messenger RNA, 2716 nt
Organism: Acyrthosiphon pisum (pea aphid)
Lineage: Eukaryota; Metazoa; Arthropoda; Insecta; Hemiptera; Aphididae
Gene: Rab35
Product: RAS oncogene family member Rab35
Exons: 5
Coding region: 320-928 (202 amino acids)
Molecular function (GO): GTPase activity; GTP binding
Source: RefSeq, a predicted model, not a curated record
UUUUUUUUUUUUGUGGAUGAUUCAUGUUUUGAUUGUAGUGAGAAAUUUUAAUUCGUAUUCAUUUUUUGCCUGUGCUGUUAAAUUUUUUACAUUUUUUAUACAUGAUUUCGUGUAAGUGUUCCAUCGUACAGUGUUCGUGUCUGCUGUUAAACAAUAUCAUUACAGAAUAUUUCACCGCACUAGUCGACUACAGUAGCUCUGGUUCCGGUCCAAAUUGCACCGUCAAUGUACAAUUAUACCUGAUGAUUUUACCAUAGAUGUCACAAUAAGACAGUACUUGUGAACCGUAAUUGUCUUAUUCUGGAAAUCCAUAAACACAAUGGCUAAAGAAUAUGAUCAUCUGUUUAAGCUGUUAAUCAUCGGAGAUAGUGGUGUUGGCAAAAGUUCAUUGCUUGUUCGUUUUGCCGAUAACACAUUCUCUGGUAGUUAUAUAACGACCAUAGGCGUCGACUUCAAAAUUCGAACAGUUAUAGUUGAUGGAGAAAAAGUGAAAUUACAGAUAUGGGACACUGCAGGUCAAGAAAGAUUUAGAACAAUUACAUCCACGUAUUACCGAGGUACACAUGGUGUUAUAGUUGUAUACGAUGUUAGCAAUGGGGAUUCAUUUGCAAACGUCAAACGAUGGUUACACGAGAUUGACCAAAAUUGUGAAGUUGUCAAUAGGAUAUUAGUUGGAAACAAAAACGAUGCCCCAGAUCGAAAAGUAGUGUUAACAGAAGAUGCUCAGAGGUUUGCUGAUCAAAUGGGCAUCCAAUUAUAUGAAACAAGCGCCAAAGACAACAUAAAUGUUGAACAGAUGUUCAUGUCGAUUACUAAACAAGUAUUGCGGAACAAAAAGGAAACCAAGGAACGUCAGGCACAUCAGAACAAUGAUGUAGUGAAUUUAAGAAAAGGUCACUCGAAAGGAGCGAAAAGAAAAUGUUGUUAAAUCCCAUUGUUGCUGUAAGUGUUUUCAAUUUUAAGCUAUAAUUAUUAUUUUUUUCUUUUCAAUUUUUGUUACCACAUACACAUUAUUAUAUUAUGUGAAUACACAAAGCUCAAAGUUUUUAUUUCACAUUUACAAAAAAUAGUAACAAUAUAAAACCAUAUUUUAGUUUCUAAUCAUGGCUCUACCUUUUAAUAAGUUUUGGUAUAUUAAAACACUGAUUACCACCUGAUCAUAAUCAUAUUGUUUAUGUCUAAUAUAUGUAUUUCAUUAAAAUUAUUUUUAUUUUUUUUUGAUUUAUAAUGUGAACACCAGUAAAAUAUAAAUAAAAUGUAUUUAUGUCUUGCCUUUAGAACAUUUAUGGCUUUAAAGAACUAACGUUGUUAUGAUCUAUCAUUAUGAAGUAUAAAUGUGAUAAUAUACUAAAUUAAUUUAAACAUAUUACUUUACAUCCUGAUCAAAAUAUUCAAAAAUAUUCUAAAUAAUUAGUAUAUUUAUUAAAUUAUUUAAUGAAUUAAUAUCAUAAUCCAAAUAUUGAAUAAAGUUAUCAAGAGUUGUAAUAUUUUAUUAUUUAUUACAAUAUUAUUUUAAAGAAUACACUUAGGGGGAAAAUAUGUUGUAUACAAUAUAAUUUUGUUUAUACCUGUAAAAAGUGAUCAUUUCAUAAUUAAACAAAUUCAUUUGAAUAAUGCAUUAUGAUUAUUUAUAAAAACUAACCAUAAUACCUACCAAUUUAAAUUAGAAUAAAAACAUAAGCUUUUAUAAUAUAUACAUUAAAAUUAUACUGUUUUUAUAUUUUAAAUAAAAAAUAAAAAAUAUCAAUAUUUACUAUUAUGAAUUAAAAUAAAAUUUAUAUAUUUAUAUUUACAAUAUUAUUUUUAAUUCAAACAUUCAAAUUAUUGUAUUUAUAUUAUGUAAUAAUUAUGAACGUCCCACAAGAGAUCACUAGUUUAAAGUAAUAAGACGAUGUAUAUUCCAUCACUUUUUAAUUUAGUAAAUCUGUUGAUAGAACUCUACCCUAUAUUAUAAAAUAAUCAAAAAAUUUUGUUAUUUAAUUAUAUUACUACAGUAAUCUCAGACUAUUAAAAUGGAUUACCAUUAAAGGUAUUGAGUCUCAUAAUAAUUCUAUAAUUUAUAAGUGUCUACUAAUUAAAAAAAGAAAAAAAUAAUAAUUGAAUAGCCUGAACUGAGCCUUACAUACAGUAAAGAGAUAUUAAUUUUGUCCGUCUACCUACAUGCAUCUAGGUACAUUAUAGUUCAAAACAUUAUGAAAUAAGUUAAAAUCAAAUAAUGUCAACUUUAAUUCAAUAUUAAAAAUUACAUGUUUACAAAUUACAAUAUUAUAUUAAUUAUUAUAAUGUUUUUAAAUACCUAAGAAAUUAGUUAUUGUAAUAUGUAAAAAAAAAUUGUUUACUUUGGAACUCAUUUAGGUUUUUAUUCAGUACAUGUAUAAGGUAUAACUUAUAGCCUAUAGGCAUGUAUUUCAAUAUUUUUUUUAGUAUUUAUAAGUUAUACAAUCUAUUUUAUUUUUGUUUAUAUUGUAAGAAAAACAUCAAUGUAGGAAAAAAUGUCUAAAAUAUAUAAUAUAUAUUAUACAAUAUAUUAUCAUAAUAAUAUAAUACUAGUUAUUCAUUUUAAAGUUAAAUUUAUAUCGACCAAUUAUUUAUCUUUUGAAAAAUGAUGGACCCUUUUAUAAUUGUAUUAUAUACCUACUGUCUUCCAUUAUUUUUUAUAUGUAAAUAUUCAGUUAAAAUAAUUAAUUUAUAAUUAUACCUAUAAUUUAAUAGAUAG